ACUAAUUAUUAAUUCAGUCAGCUGAACACUUCAGCAUUUCAACCUAGAUUCAAUUCGACUUUUCCGACUGGACCUGCAAACUUGCCAAGGCCAGUUUAUCGCCCUCGGAGAUUUCCGACGAAUUCUCAGGUUUUUAGACAAACACAGAAUAACAGAAAUGUUUUCAAACCUAACCCUAACCCUACUUUGCCACAAACUACUACAAUGAGUACUUCUACUAGAAUUUCUCUCAAACCUGAACAUAAUUCGACAGCCCAGCAACAACCAAACCCAAAUUGGAUCGCUGAAGAGCUAUUCGAUACAGAGGCAGAAAGUAAUAACACCUAUGAAGUUCCUGGUAACGAAUAUUUUGUUUGCGAUCAAACUGUAGCUGAACCACAAAAUUCAGAUACGUAUUUCACUGAUCAAUAUUGCGAGUAUCAUACACAAGAUAAUCCUGAAUCUGAUCACGUAGAACCACCUCAUUCCAGAGGUAAUUUCACUUAACGCCAGCACUGCUAGCGAACUAUCCUACUGGCUGCGCCAGUUAUCUGACCGACUCAGACUACUUGCUUUUUAAAAAGAUUUAUUUUCGAUUAUCAAAAUACAAUUCUAUUGAU
This is a messenger RNA of Acanthoscelides obtectus, 599 nucleotides long. NCBI's taxonomy places the organism in Eukaryota, Metazoa, Arthropoda, Insecta, Coleoptera, Chrysomelidae. The record is from the annotation of a GenBank genome assembly.